UGGAAAAAAAUGCUUGUAAAAUUUCAAUGAUUUGUAUGUUCAAUAUUUUACACGAUAUUAAAUUAUUGUAAUUUACAAGAUUAUGUUCUACUUUACUCUUUCGGGGAAAAUUAUAUAAAAAGUGUUUCCGUGGGCACUUGAGCACUUAUUAUGGAUCAGAUUCAUAAACAAACUCUGAACGAUGCUAAUUCGUUUGGGGUCAGACAGCAGACGUCUAUGGGCACUCUUAUAAUGUGGAAUAUAACGAAAGCUGUCGAAGCGAAUCCUAACAUUGAUUUAAAGACGGCGAUAAAAGCAACGCAGGAGCGUCUGGCCCACGACGCGGGCAACGCACUUUCGGCCCAGAGCUCGGAGCAGCAGUACCUGGCGUGCGCGCUGCUGGCAUGGCAACAGCUCGGACACAGCGACGUCGACAGCUUGUAUCAGUUCGUAGAAUCGAAGCGCAAGGAAUCUCCUGAAAAGAUGUGCGUGGAGAAAAUGAACCAGACACGAAAGCCAGAGCUCUGUCCGGGGAGUUUUAUUAGUUAUGAGGAUUCUAAGUUCUCGAAGGGAGUUGGUUCGAGUAGUUUCGAGUCGGCAUCGCUCAUGGGACCCGUGGUGAAGCUGCCGGUGGAAACGAAGAUCGUGAUGCGCCUGGACAACAAUGCUUGCUCGCGUCCCGCGCGUAGGAAACCACCUGACAAGGAUUUAAAGAACAAAAUCGAUGCUGCUUGUUGUAUGGAAUCCGCGUGCAUGGAGAAGCUAACUCAGCUCGACAAAGCGACGACGGAGCUGCGUCUACGUGCCGAACGCCUGGCCAGGCGGGAAGCCGAGAGGGUCGAGCUGCUGGAGCGAGCAGAGGCUGCCUGGAAGGACCUGGAGCUUGGCUACCAGCGGCGGCUGGCCCUCGCUGAGGAGAAGGAGGAGGACAUGACUAAACAUGUUAGCAAGCUAAUUGAAGAGCGAAACGGAUACAAGAACGCUUGCACAUCACUAGCGCAACAGUUGCGUGAGCGCGGCGAGAUCGCAGAGAAAGAGCGCGCGCGGCUCACAGAAGUUGAGAAGGAGCUGUGCGAGAACGCCUGCAUGCGGCUGCGCGUCAGCGAGGAGGCUGCCAGGCUGGACGCGGCGCUAGCUGAGCAACAGUGCAAGGCGGCGCAGGUGGAUAGGGAUUAUCAGGUGGAGCAAACUCGCCGCAAAGUGCAGGCGAUGGAAAGCGAGCUGGAGUCAGUUCGCGCGCUCACGUGCGAAGCCGAACGCGCGAUGCACGCGGAGCUCAGUGCCCUACGGCAGCAGGUCACGAAGGUCUCCCACCAGCUUCUGGAAGAAGACGCUGAAAUCGGGCAGAUCAAGGAAGAAAUGGAUCUACUACGGCAAGAAAAGCUUGAAAUGGUGGAAGACCUAGACGGCUGCAAAGUCCUGUGCGAUGGCAAAAUCCAGGGGAAAAUGGACGAUCUGAAGAAGAAGAGAGACCAACUGAAUGAACUUAAGGACCAAGUGAUGGAGUGCCAGUGCAAGAUGCCAGUAGACGCCUCAGUGGAGGCAAAGAGAACCCCCUCCCUGGCGGCAUUGUGCAAAUGCAGUCCUGAAGAUAAGUUCUUGGAUUCAUGUUCAUGCACGUCCCUGCGCACCACUCUCCUGUCAAACUUUUUGGCGGACUUGUUCGGCGGCCUGCAGUCCGAAUUGGGAGGCUGCACGUCGGAGAUGCCAUGCCAGCUGCUAAAGUGUCUGGAAGACAGGCACAACUGGGACAAGUCCUCAAUCAUCAAGACCAACCUCCGGAAUUAUUUCUCUCAGCUGCUGAUCGGAGAGCUGGAUAUCGCUAUUGCUACGUCUAUCGAGAAAUACCACGCAAGGUGGGUAGGAGCAUCUUGUGCGGACGCAGCACGAAUCAUACCAGACCGAGGUGGUCCAGAAACUGAAGGCUGGCAAGAGCGAGCUCUCGAACGGCGAGCUCAAAAGCUCGCGUGCAAGCUCGCCGAGCAACUGUUCCAGGAGCGAGCAGAGCAACUCACGGCUAAAGCGAAGGAGAUUGUCCGGACCGGUCCACCGCCCUGCGAAUGUAGACCACGACCAGCUGCGGUGUACCCUUGUCUGGUGAAGUCUCCAACUAUCAAUCCUGCGCCGACUGCGAACAGUGGGGCUGCGUCACCCGGGUACUGGCGCCGCACGCAUCAGGACGUCACACAGCUCAAGAUCCAGCUCGAAGAUCUUAAAAAGGAUUCGAUAAAAAAAGAAGACCUAAAGAUAAUGGAAGAGAACAUUGUGAAACUAGUCCAACGUGCUACGGUCACUGAAGAGAUACCAAUUGAGCAUACAAAAGAAAAGCAGAAAAAAGAAGAAAACAGGAAAAGCAAUUCUAUACAUAGAUCAGUAAAUACAGACCACUCUAAUAAACAUUGCAUUGCAAAAAAACUAAGUAUCAUUAGGAAAAAACCGUCUGAUUUGAGCCCAAAAAAACCAAAUAAAAAUAUUAUUAUGGGUCUACAAAUAGAAAAACCUGUAAAGCCUUAUAAGAAAAUAGGACGGUCAUAUGCGGUCAAUUUGUGUUUGUGUGGUUCACAGAAAGACAAAAAAAGUUUGAAACAGAAUACACUAGACAUUGAAAAUAGAAAAAACUUAAAAAUAGUUCUACCUAAAGAUACGCUCAGUACAAAACGGACUAAACCAAUAGCUUCCCAUGAGCCACCAGUUGAUAUAAAUAUAGGAAAAAAGAUUAAGGCCCAUCCUCUUUGUCAAAGUAACGCCGUAUGUUUUCAUAAACCACCGUCCAACACUUCUAUAGACAAACUACUUGAAACUUUGGCUAGAUGGAAAUGUGACUUAUCUAAUAUUGAUAGUAAAUGUAACCGUGGAACAAAAAGGAUGGUUGAUGUAAAUCCUAAUAUUGACACUAUAGAAGAUGAAAAUAAAGACUUAAAGCCUGACGUGAAAAAAGAAAAAGAAACAGAAAAGAAAUUAACUAAAAAUGUUUCUACCAAAUGUUCCAAAAAGGAAACAGAUGUUCAAUUCCAGUCAAAAUAUAUAUCUGCUAAUGUUUCAAGAGACAUUGAAUUUCAAAGCAACAUGCCCGUAAACACAGAAUCUGAAUACAUGGGUGCUGUAAAUCUAGAUAAAAGUAAUGAACUCGUAUGUAGGUGUUUUGAUGGCGUCGGAAGUAACCAAGAACAAAGUAAGGAUCAACAGUCUACAAUUUUAAAGUGCAUCGAUUCUAGGAAAUGUUGUUGUCGAAAAUCUGACCUGAAAAAUACACAAAAUUUUGAUAUUACACCUACUGUAUUAGAACAAAACAAAAGUGAAAUAACACCUGAAGUGAAAAAAAAAUCAGAAGUUGAAAUUCCAAAGGAAAGCAAAUUAGAGUCGGACAUCAAUCAUAUUGUAAAAACGUCCUCAUUAUUUCCAAGUGACUGUGAAUACUGUAUUAAAUUUUUAGGUGUAACGUUGACAAAUGCAACUCCUAAUAAAGUUGUAGCCGAGAAAGAUAUUUGUCCAAACAAAGAUCAUUCAUUACCUCAAAAAAAAUGUCCCAAACGACGGAACAACCAACCCGAAGUAUGGUUCAAUAAUUUAGAUAUGAACACUAAUAAGAGUACACCCCCUGCUGUACAACCUACAUGUUCCAGUAGUGUCAAAGAUGAUGAAUUUAAGAACUUAUCAGGAGAUGUUGGUACAAAACAGCAUGGUGAUUAUUGCAAGAACAAAGACAAAUCUCUCGAUACGCAAAGUUUAAAAGACACCACUGAGAAAGAUAGUUGUGUAUGUUGCAAUGUAGCUAAAAUAGACGAAUCAAAAGAAUUAGAACUUAAUGCUUUCCAUUUGUUAGAAACACAUUUACGAGAAAAGUUAGAAGAAUUUAAAUUAUCUAAUUGUAAAUCUUGUUGCAUUCCACCUAAGGAGGAAGAAAAACUAUUUUCGGCAAUAUUACAAAGAGUCAAGCAAAUAAUUACUGAUAGUACUAGUGUCAUAGCUUGCAAAUGUGCUCCUAAAAUUCCAGCUGAGGGAAGCUGGCAUAGAGCUUACAUGUUAUUGCAAGAAUACUUAAAAAUUAAGAUCAAAAGAGUUCAAUGCUUAUGCCUGUCAACAGAAGAUGACAAACAGGCUGUGUUACCUAAUGUGAUGGAAAAAGUAUGUACGUUAAUAGAUAACGACUUUCAAAGAUUGAAAGCGAUAUGCAAGUGUAGAAUUAAAACAGAUGGUUUAGAUCAAAGUCCUAAUACUGAGUGUCCAGAAAAGGAUAACUGUCGGACUCUUGAAGAUCAAAUCGAUACAGCAGCUGACUUACAAAACACUGAAAAAAUUAAUAAAGAAGUAUCUAAUAGAUCACUAAUUUUAACUCAAAAUAUAUCUUCGCAAUCACCUAAUAUAGAAAUGGAAACUAAAUCAUGUGAUAUUAUAGAAAUGUUCAAUGAAAACAAUGGACCCCAUAAAACAAACACAUGUUGUGGAGUGACAAAGUUCAAUAACUGCUUUUGCGUAGAAUCUUCAAGAGUAGGUAAAUCGUACGUUGAAUUUGGAACCCAAGAAAUAUUAAAUAUUUAUAAUAUGGGUAAGACUACAGAGCAAAUGUUUCAUAAAGAAAGAGACAAACCGAAUAUUUUCUCAAAGAUAUUUUUUUGGUGGGUGUGCCCUGUGAUUUGGAAUGGCAACAAAAGAGACGUUGAAGAAAGUGACCUGGUGGUGCCGAGCAAAGUGUACAAUUCCAAGAAACAAGGAGAGAAGUUUGAAAGAGCAUGGCUGGAUGAAUUGGAUCGAGCUGCCAGUAAAAACGUGAAGCCGUCGUUAGGAUGGGCGCUUGUCAGAGCGUAUUGGCUCGAAUAUAUGCCGGGCGCCUUUUAUGUUUUGACGAUAGUUACAUGCAGAAUAAUUCAGCCAAUGCUCUUUGCUCAAUUACUGCGGUACUGGACGGUGGAUUCCGACAUAGAGCGGUUUGACGCCGGCAUGUAUGCGCUCGGCAUGCUGGGCCUCAACUUCGUGAUUAUGAUGUGCCAGCACCACAACACACUAUUCGUUAUGACCUUCAGUUUAAAGGUCAAAAUUGCAUGCUCUGCUUUACUCUACAGAAAGUUGCUGCGGCUAAACCAAGUGUCGAUAGGAGACGUGGCUGGCGGCAAGCUCGUGAAUCUUUUGUCGAACGACAUAACGCGGUUCGACUACGCCUUUAUGUUCAUGCACUACCUAUGGGUGAUACCGAUCCAGACUGCAGUGGUGUCAUACUUUUUAUACACAGUAGGUGGAUAUGCACCUUUCGUUGGACUUUUUGGAGUGAUCAUAUUGAUAACGCCAAUACAGGCCGGCUUGACAAAGUUAACGGCAGUCAUAAGGCGCACGGUGGCGACACGAACAGACAAACGAAUUAAACUAAUGAACGAAAUCAUUAAUGGAAUUCAGGUCAUUAAAAUGUACGCCUGGGAGAAACCCUUUCAAUUAGUAGUGAGCGCAACGCGAGCCUACGAAAUGCAGGCCCUCCGGAAGUCUAUCUUUAUACGGAGCGUGAUUCUUGGCUUCAUGCUAUUUACGGAGCGCGCCAUUUUAUUCUUCACGAUGCUAACCCUAGUGCUUUCUGGGACAAUGGUUGCCGCCACCACGAUUUACCCAAUCCAGCAAUUCUUGGGCUCAGUCCAGAUGAAUUUAACCAUGAUAUUGCCGAUAGCCAUCGCUUCACUGUCAGAAGUUAAGGUUACCCUCGAGCGUAUGCAGAGCUUCUUAACGAUGGAUGAACGGGAAGAUGUAGCUGUAAUAAAAAAUGGUGCAAACGGUGCAAAUGGUGUUCAUAGAAACAUAUUUGCUUCAAAGACAAAAUCAGGAAACCAGACGCCGCAAAUUACUAAAUAUUCUGAAAUUGGUAAUCAAACACCAAACAAAACGCCUAUCCAAUCGAAUAAGUCGACCGAUUUCGCAAUCGAGUUGUCUGGGGUGAGUGCGUCGUGGACGAACGGCGCUCCGAGCGACGCAACUCUAAAGAACCUGUCUCUGCGCAUACGGCGCGGCAAGCUGUGCGCGGUCAUCGGACCCGUAGGCUCUGGAAAGACGUCUCUACUGCAGCUGCUCCUAAAAGAGUUGCCAGCGCAGACUGGUUCUCUCAACGUACACGGAUCCAUGUCCUACUCCUGCCAGGAAUCUUGGCUUUUCCCGGCCACUGUGCGGGAGAACAUACUCUUUGGGAUGCCGUAUGACUCUGAAAAGUAUAAAAAGGUGUGCGAAGCGUGUUGUCUAGCACCAGACUUCAAGCAAUUCCCGUACGGGGAUCUGUCUUUGGUUGGAGAGCGAGGAGUCUCCUUAUCCGGCGGUCAACGUGCCAGGAUCAACUUAGCCAGGGCUGUAUACAGAGAUGCUGAUAUCUAUCUUUUGGACGACCCACUGUCGGCGGUGGACGCUAAUGUCGGCCGCUUGUUGUUCGACAACUGCAUCCGAGGGCUGCUGCGCGAGCGCACGUGCCUGCUCGUCACGCACCAGGUGCACUACCUCAGGGACGCCGACCAGAUCAUCGUGUUGAACGAGGGUUCUGUAGAAAAUAUGGGCACUUACGAUGAACUAGUUAAAUCGGCCACAGAUUUCUCAUUGCUAUUGACAGAGAUGAAAGACGAUGAUGACGAUGCCGCUGAUCCACAAGGAAAGAAACGUCCAUCAAUGAAACGAGGAAUAUCCGUCAAAAGUAUGACCGAUGAUUCUGAAUAUGAAAAGGAACAAGUCUUAGGAGCGGAAGAACGAGCGAAGGGUAACCUGGAGUGGUCAGUCGUAUGGGCGUACCUGCGCUCCGUGCAAUCCUGGACGAUACUACUGCUUGCGCUCCUGACUCUGAGCGUCACGCAGGCUGCGGCUACAUUUACGGACUAUUGGCUCAGCAUGUGGACUAAUGCUGUAGAGGACUACGUUCAAGAUCUUCCUGAAGAUCAAGAGCCUGAUCCUGGUUUGAACACCGACUUAACUUUGUUGACCAACGGCCAGUACCUAUGGGUGUACGGUGGUGGCGUGCUGACCGUGAUUCUGUUCUCUCAGUUGAGGAUCAUAACUUUUGUCGUGUCGUGCAUGCGUGCCUCGCAGAAUAUCCACGACAUGGUCUUUAAAAACCUCAUCAUGGCUGUUAAAAGAUUCUUUGACACUAAUCCCUCGGGUCGAGUUCUCAAUAGGUUCUCGAAGGAUCUGGGUGCAGUGGAUGAACUAUUACCUAGAAGUAUGCUGGAAACACUUCAAAUGUACUUUUCUAUGGCAAGCGUGCUGGUGAUAAACGCGAUGGCUCUGCCCUGGACGCUCAUCCCUACUUUUGUGCUGGUGCUGAUAUUCGUAUUCUUGCUGAAGUUCUACCUGAACGCAGCACAGGCUGUGAGGCGAUUGGAGGGUACCACAAAGAGUCCUGUGUUUAGCAUGAUCAACUCUACCAUAUCAGGAUUGUCAACCAUAAGAUGCUCUAACUCUCAGGAUAGACUUCAGAAGCAAUUUGAUUUAGCACAGAAUCUCCACUCAAGCGCAUUUUACACGUUCCUGGGAGGAUCAUCAGCGUUUGGCCUGUACAUAGACGCUCUAUGCCUUGUCUAUCUUGGAAUAGUGAUGGCUAUCUUCAUUCUCAUUGAUUUUGGGGACAUAAUCCCUGUGGGUACUGUGGGUCUGGCCGUGAGCCAGACGAUGGUGCUGACGAUGCUGCUGCAGAUGGCGGCCCGGUUUACCGCCGACUUCCUCGCGCAAAUGACGUCUUUAGAGAGGACCCUCGAAUACACCAACCUGCCUAAGGAAAAGUACAUGGAUGACGGACCGACAGCCCCACCACAAACCUGGCCUACCAGUGGUAGCGUGGUAUUUGAGAACGUAAACAUGAAGUACGGACCUGACGAUCCUUAUGUUCUCAAGAAUUUGAAUGUUCAGAUCAAGGAUGGGUGGAAAGUUGGAGUAGUCGGAAGAACCGGAGCAGGAAAAUCUUCAUUAAUAUCAGCUCUAUUCAGGUUAUGCGAUAUCGAAGGAAGUAUUAAAAUUGAUGGCGUCGAUACGCAAGGCAUUGCCAAGAAGGAUUUAAGGUCGAAGAUAUCAAUAAUACCUCAAGAGCCGGUAUUGUUUUCGGCAACAGUACGGUACAACUUGGAUCCAUUCGACAACUACAGUGACGAUGAUCUUUGGCGAGCUUUGGAGCAGGUAGAGCUGAAAGACGCUAUCCCAGCAUUGGACUACAAAGUGUCCGAGGGCGGGACAAACUUCUCGAUGGGACAACGACAGCUGGUGUGUCUCGCGCGCGCCGUGCUGCGCUCCAACAAAGUGCUGGUCAUGGACGAAGCUACAGCCAAUGUGGACCCACAAACGGACGCCUUGAUUCAAAAGACCAUCAGGCAGCAGUUCACGGAUUGCACGGUGAUCACUAUCGCUCAUCGGCUCGUCACCAUCAUGGAUUCAGACCGAGUGCUAGUCAUGGACAAGGGUCAAGCCGUCGAGUUUGACUACCCCUACGUCCUACUCUCCAACCCUGACAGCCAUCUCAAUUUCCUCGUCAGGGAAACCUCCGACAACAUGAGCAAAGUGCUGUUUGAAAUGGCCAAAACUAAAUAUUUCAGUUCCAACUCGGAGAAAUAAACAGACUAAAACUUUUAGUCACAAUUUUCCUAUUGCGUUUUGCUGAUGUUUCCACCAAAGAUUAUUUCAGAGAAUUCUGUGGAAAACUGCAGUACCUUUAUCAAAAGAUAUUAAAAAAGGAAUAUGAAUUGAGAUAAUUAUUCUUUAAACUCUGUAAAUAAUUAUAUUAUUAUGUAGGACGUAGGUAGUUGUUACGUACAAACAAAUUAAUUUUAUGUACAGUUAUUUUGAACCGGACUGUUAAAAAAAAACAGGCAGCUGCUGCAGUGUGCACGACAAAUUACAAAAAUAAUGUUGCCAAUAUUCGCGGGGUGAACCAAAUGUUUGUUCAUUUUGUUCAGUACCGAAAAUAUUGUUCAAGACGCGCCCUGCAGUAGGUAAACAAAAUAGUUUUGUUUUAAUAUUUGGAAUUGACGUUAUAAUUACGAAAUGAAUGAAUUUUCUUUGAAUUGCUGACUCUUGUCGGCGAAGAAUGCAAGAAACAAAAAUAUUAAUAAUUUAGUUAAUAGGACAUUACGAGGAAAAGCAGGCCCUCUUACUCAUUGCAUUAUACGCCUGAGUAUUGCUUUUAACCGACUUCAAAAAAGGAGGAGGUUCUCAAUACCGUCGCGUCGGUAUUUUUUUAAUGGACUAAUUACAUUUGUCUUGAAAACCAAUGAUAAGAAUGACUUUAUAAUAAUGUUUAGCAUAAUUAAGCAACAUUGCAAAACCAGUUUUGAAAUGUAAUCAAAACUAAAGAGCAUCAAUUUAA
This is a messenger RNA of Ostrinia nubilalis (European corn borer), 9283 nucleotides long. RefSeq lists its product as uncharacterized. The transcript is spliced from 38 exons. The record is from RefSeq and is a predicted model, not a curated record. The coding region runs from base 151 to 8532 and encodes 2793 amino acids. Gene Ontology annotation, cellular component: membrane. Gene Ontology annotation, molecular function: ATP binding; ATP hydrolysis activity; ABC-type transporter activity. Gene Ontology annotation, biological process: transmembrane transport. NCBI's taxonomy places the organism in Eukaryota, Metazoa, Arthropoda, Insecta, Lepidoptera, Crambidae.